AUGCCUAGCCUCAAAGCUCGACUACAUCCAAGGUAUGGGCGUGAAGGCCAUAUAUCUCUCAGGCACAAUAUUCUUGAACAUGAUAUGGCAAGCCGACAGUUAUUCUCCGUAUUGGAUCCUCAUUGGGGUACUAUUGAUGAUUGGGUAAACUUCGUCGACACAGUACCCGCACGCAGCAUGUAUAUCAUGUUGGAUUUCACAGUCGGCAUAUUGUCCGACCUUAUCGGUUUUGAAGGUUUACUCAAAGUCAUCAAUAUCCGUAACACCUCUGGUCAACUUCCCGUCCUUUGGCAAGACAAUGGAACAAUUCAUCUCGUAAAAGGCUAUGAUGAUUGUCACGAGUCCAACUUGGAUCAAUAUGGUGAUAUGGAAGCCUUUGGGGUGCACCCUAACUGGCAACGUGAACUUUCCAAAUUUGCAUCCGUACAGGACCGGCUCCGCGAAUGGAAACCUUUUGUUAUGGACAAACUCACUACCUUUCCCUCCAUGACUAUCAUAGCCCUUGAUAUCGAUGACAUUCGUGUCGAAAAGUCCACACAGCUCACCGUCGACGGCAUGACUGCUUGGCAUCUGCAACUCAUGCUGGUGCCACUAAGCUUAGAAACUUGGCCGGAAACUUGGCCGUCGCGUACGAUCUCAACACCAACUUUAUCACUGCUUGGAAUCAAAUGCUCGUGAACAAUGACUUCUUGAAUACAAACACCGGCCUCACCGAUCCGAAGCAUUUAUUCAGAACAAGCAAUUUCGAUGUUUUCCGC
Suillus discolor is the source of this 758-nucleotide messenger RNA. RefSeq lists its product as uncharacterized. Gene Ontology annotation, molecular function: alpha-1,3-glucan synthase activity. NCBI's taxonomy places the organism in Eukaryota, Fungi, Basidiomycota, Agaricomycetes, Boletales, Suillaceae. Bases 1 to 678 code for a protein of 225 amino acids. Gene Ontology annotation, biological process: fungal-type cell wall (1->3)-alpha-glucan biosynthetic process. The record is from RefSeq and is a predicted model, not a curated record. Gene Ontology annotation, cellular component: fungal-type cell wall. The transcript is spliced from 4 exons.